This is a messenger RNA of Brassica oleracea var. oleracea, 687 nucleotides long. Its product is annotated as flowering-promoting factor 1-like protein 1. The transcript has a single exon. NCBI's taxonomy places the organism in Eukaryota, Viridiplantae, Streptophyta, Magnoliopsida, Brassicales, Brassicaceae. The record is from RefSeq and is a predicted model, not a curated record. Bases 80 to 454 code for a protein of 124 amino acids. Gene Ontology annotation, biological process: vegetative to reproductive phase transition of meristem; regulation of flower development.
CAUUGUGAAGAGCAGGCAUACAAACAAAUUUACACACACAAAAAACUAAAAACCUAGUUUAUAAACAAUCAUCAUCACAAUGUCUGGUGUAUGGAUGUUCAACAAGAACGGAGUGAUGAGGCUGGUUGAGAAUCCUUACAACCAAUCCUCCGGAGAUUCGUCGGACUCUACCUCCUCCGGUGGUAGCCAGCAGCAAAGGAUGAGGAGGAAGAUCCUUGUCCAUCUUCCGACCAGCGAGGUUGUCUCUUCGUACGGAUCUCUUGAGAGGAUCUUGAAGGGUCUUGGAUGGGAGAGGUACUACUAUGGAGACAACGCCGAUCAUCUCCUCCAGUUCCACAAGAAAACAUCCAUCGAUCUCAUCUCUCUCCCACGAGACUUCUCAAAGUUUAACUCUAUUCAUAUGUAUGAUAUCGUCGUCAAGAACCCUAACGUCUUCCAUGUCCGAGACAUGUAGUAGCCGAUCAUCAAAACUGAACUGGGUCAGUUUGAGUCUUGAUACUCUCCAAUCAUUCUCGCUGAUAUAUCUAUAUAUCAUGUAUAAAUUUGUUCGUGGUUUGUUUUAUUUUGUAUGUGUUUUGUGUUAGGUCAAUUUAUAGUGGUCUCAAGCUAGAGCCCUUCUAAUGACUUGUAUCAUUUUAUGAUUUUUAUGUAUUUGAGUGGUUGAUUUCAAAGUUGACUGUUAUAUAA